Molecule: messenger RNA, 4391 nt
Organism: Gekko japonicus
Lineage: Eukaryota; Metazoa; Chordata; Lepidosauria; Squamata; Gekkonidae
Gene: LTBP2
Product: latent transforming growth factor beta binding protein 2
Exons: 27
Molecular function (GO): calcium ion binding
Source: RefSeq, a predicted model, not a curated record
AUGCGCAUGUGUGCAAAACUCCCAGACCAGAAGCCUCUCGCCCCUGCUAAAAAAGAUAUUAAUGAAUGUCUGAUACUUGGCAUUUGUAAAGAUGCAGAAUGUGUGAACACCCGGGGAAGCUUCCUCUGCACUUGCAAAUCUGGCACUAUGUUGGAUCCAUCCCGCAGUCAUUGUAUCUCGGAUAAAGCAGUUUCCACAGAGCAGGGGAUGUGCUUUCGUUCAGCAGUAGCAGGAGUCUGUGACCUUCCACUUAAUCAGCGAAUCACUAAACAGAUUUGUUGUUGCAGUCGUGUUGGCAAAGGAUGGGGAGGAAACUGCGAGAAGUGCCCAUUGCCUGGCUCUGAAGCCUUUAAGGAGAUUUGCCCUGCAGGGCAUGGCUACACCUAUUCCAGCUCUGACAUACGAAUGUCCAUGAGAAAGGCAGAAGCAGAUGAACUUCCACUCAGUUCAGAGGAGCAGGGGGGGAAAAGCGACAGGGCUCCUGACUGGAUAACAAGAAAGCAGCAACUGCAGGAGGUCUUGAAUGGUGCUGUCACUGACACACUAUCCCAGACUGACCUCUCAGCUGGAAAGGGUAAAUCUAAAUCCAUUCAAGACACAGAUGAUGUUACCCAAGAACCUGACAGUGACCCAGUCUAUAUGGUAGAAGUUUCUCCUCAUUCUCCUGCCCAGCCAUUUCCAGGAGUUGUAGGGGAGGAUGCUGCUCCAGUAGAUGAAGCAACACUGUUUCCAGAAAUAAGUGCCUGCUCCUCUUCGUCCAAUAUUUGUGGGCCGGGCACCUGCGUGAACCUUCCAGGAGGAUACACCUGUCUUUGUUACCCUGGCUUCCACCAGCAUCCCAGUCAUACGUACUGCAUAGAUGUUGAUGAAUGUGAGAGAAAUACAUGUGGUGGGAAUGGCCAUUGCAUCAACAAUGAGGGCUCCUAUUCUUGUCUCUGUUUCUCUGGAUACACUCUUCUCACCACACAGGACUCACAGACAUGCCAAGAUUUCAAUGAAUGUGAGCAGCCUAAUAUGUGUCACGGAGGGCAGUGUAUCAACACCCCUGGCUCUUACCACUGUGAAUGCAAGACAGGCUACAUCCUAAGUCAUGGAGGAGAGUGUGAAGACUUUGACGAAUGUGCAAACCCUAAUGCCUGCCCCAGAGGACGCUGUAUCAACUCUCAGGGGUCCUUUUCCUGUGUGGCUUGUAGCAUGGGAUAUAUUGCAUCGAGCGAUGGAAGAACAUGUGAAGGUAUUAUUGAGGUUAACCGAUGUGGUUACUGGUCGGCUUGUCCUCAGUAGAUAACUACAAACGCACAGGGGAACUUUGUAUGUAUAGAUUGUUCUUUGCCAUUAAUGAUGUCCCCCAUUACUUGGACAGAUAUUAAUGAAUGUGAAGACCCAAAUACUCACUGCCUGGGAGGCAAGUGCUUAAAUACUCCUGGCUCCUACAUGUGCCACUGCCAACCUGGAUUUGAGCUCUUCAAUGGGACCAUGUGCGAAGAUGUAAAUGAAUGCUUGGACAGUGGGAUUUGCAGCCCCAAUGGUGAGUGCCUGAAUAGCCACGGAUCGUAUUUCUGCAUUUGUGCUCUCGGCUUCUCAAACGCUGCUGGUGGAGUCAGUUGCCAAGAUGUAGAUGAAUGUGCAGACCAUUCCCGCUGUUUACGUGGUCAGUGCCUGAAUACAGAAGGGUCCUACAGAUGCUUGUGUCAGACAGGCUUCAAGUAUUCCGAGGAAACGGAUGACUGCAUAGACGUAGAUGAAUGUGAAGAAUACAGGAAUGCUGUGUGCGGCACGUGGCAAUGCCAGAACACUUUGGGCUCAUACCGCUGCAUUAUGGGAUGUCCACUGGGCUUCCAUCGCACCCCAUUUGGAGAAUGCAUCGAUGUUGAUGAAUGUGCUAAUGAGACGCUUUGUGGAAGCCAUGCCUACUGUGACAACACAGAGGGCUCGUUCCGGUGUCUGUGUGAUCGUGGCUAUGAAAACUCACCUUCAGGCCAUGACUGCAUUGAUGUAAACGAAUGUGAGCUCAUGGUUGCAGUGUGUGGAACUGCACUCUGUGAGAACGUAGAAGGAGCCUUCCUGUGCCUGUGUCCCAGUGACCAUGAGGAGUAUGAUACAGAAGCCGGAAUGUGUCGCCCCCGAUCAGGCAUGGAGGAACCUGGAAGGCCUGUUUCUUUGCUUCCUGGGAAAGAGUGCUACUACCACAUCAGUGAUGUCCCGCUGUGUGACAGUGUCUUGGCCAACAACACCACCAAGGAGGAAUGCUGCUGCACUGAAGGAGCAGCCUGGGGAGACACCUGCGAGACUCAUCCCUGCCCUGUCAUGGGCUCAGUGGAAUAUAUUGAGAUUUGCCCCAGUGGGAAAGGCUAUAUUCCUGUGGAAGGAACACUGAUCUUUGGACAGACAUCAUACACAGAUGCUGAUGAGUGUGAAAUGUUCGGCCUUGAAGUCUGUCGGAAUGGACACUGUGUGAACACUGUGCCAGGCUAUACGUGCUUUUGCCACACCGGUUAUUUCUUUGACUCCAGCAAGCUUGAGUGUAUUGAUCUAGAUGAGUGUGAGAAUGAAGACACCUGCGCAAAUGGGAAAUGUCUCAACACAGCCGGCUCCUAUCACUGCUUCUGUAGCCUUCCCCUGGUGCUGGAUGCCACCCGCAACCGCUGUAUCAACGUGUCCAACAGUGCAGAUGAUGUGGAUGAACAUGAUAUUCACUUGGACAUCUGCUGGCAACAAGUCUCCAACUACAUUUGCAACGAGCCGCUGCUGGGGCAGCGAACCACAUACACAGAAUGCUGCUGCCGUUAUGGGGAAGCCUGGAGCCAAGACUGUGCACUCUGCCCCCCAAGGUCCUCUGAGGACUUUGCUCAGCUAUGCAACGUUGCCAGAGGUGAGGCUGCACUCCAAGAGAGGCCUGGCUAUGAAUAUGGACCAGGUCAGGAAGACCACCAAUAUGGACUCUAUAGCCCAGAUUUAGAGCCCUAUUACAACCACUUGGGUCUUGAGUAUGGCACCUCUGAUGUCAGCCACGCCAACAGAGAAUUGAGCAGUGAAGUUGAAGAGAGCCCAUCCAUACAAGCACCACAGCUUCGCCCUGUACAAACACAGCCUCGCUAUAUGCCCGGCCAUAUUGGGCAGUACAGCAGCUUUGAGGGGUUGCGAGCUGAAGAAUGUGGGAUUCUGAAUGGUUGUGAUAAUGGACGCUGUGUGCGUGUGCAGGAGGGAUACACCUGCGACUGUUUUGAUGGCUUCCGGUUAGACUUGAUACGCAUGGCCUGUGUGGAUGUUAAUGAGUGUGAAGAGGCAAGUGCCACCAUGCCCCUGUGCGAGGGCAGCAUCUGCGAAAACACAGAGGGCUCUUACCGUUGCAACUGCUUGCCUGGAUACAUAGCUUUAGCCGAGCCCCAUCGCUGUGUGCCAGAGACAGCUCAGACGAGUCCAGAGGCAGCGUGAUUUCAGAAGGCAGUGACUGAACAGAGGCAACCCCUUCAGUCAGGCGCCACUAGGGGAGCUGGAGGCCCAUCAAUCUGGGCAAGAACUCCUGCAGCAUCAGCUUUAAAGCCCGUCCAUUGUUUCCCGAAGCACAAAAAUGCAACAUCUCUCACUGGGCUGAACUCACGAAGGCCAAUGAGGAGCUCUAAAAGGUUCAAGCAUCAGCCUUUCUGGCCUACUCAACACAAGCGUACUGCUUCAGCCACCAUGCACUCAGGGUCCAAUCCGCUCACCAGUUGCCAUUUGACAGGUUGUGGUCUUUGCCAAUCCCUAUUUUUAAAACAAACCAGACAUCCUUGCCCUCCGCUCACUUCCACUGUAUGGGCUAAUAGGGCACUCUUAUUUCAUCUCAUUUGUCCCUCAGUUCUUUGUAGGAUUUUGUCUCAUCAGUCAGGCCUUAUUCCCCACCUGCAAUAUUCUCCCCCUACCCCCAACCCAUAUUGUGGAAGACCCCUUUACCUUACACAGAACCACUACAUUCCAUAUACCUUACCUCGCCUCCCUCAGAAGCAGUGUGGAAGUUGGUCGGUCAGUCAGUCACAGAUGGUCAAGUAACAUAAAUGGAGGUCUCUUUCAACCUUUUGGAUUGUGUAUUUUUGCGGCAGCAACUGAAGAACACCCCCAUUCCACAGAUGUCACAGGAUCCCUGUAAUCCUGCCUCCUCAAGAUAGCAAUGCAAGAAACACCGCCUUCCGUACCUGAGCCUGGAACAAGCUGGCCAACUUCAGAGCAUAUGGAUUCUAUUUAUAGUCAGGCAGCAGCUUGGACUCCAAAGGCCUUUUUGACUUAAGCCCUCUAUAUUCAUCCCAGGGCAUUUACCUGCUGCACUUUCUAUGACUGCUGGAUUAUAAAAGUUUGGGAAGUGGGAAGGAUUACCACUCUUUAGCUUCAGAAAGUGUUCUAUGUGGUAUUUUCUA